AUGAUCGAUCCCCCGCCAAAGAUUAUCGGCCUGUUCCUUCGGGAAGUCAUGUUAUUAUUGUUGACGGUGAUGGCCCAGUUCCUUUGUCAAGGUGGUAUCACCAUGUCGCUUACCCCAAUGAAUCUUAUUAUGGAACUGUUCCAUUCCGUGGAGGAGACCGCCAAGGUGUGGUUCAUGGGCUCAUUCGCUCUCACUGUGGGAACUUUCAUCCUCAUUUCCGGUCGACUCGGUGACAUCUACGGACUCAAGUUGAUUCUUUUAAUCGGAUGGGCUUGGGUCUUUGUGUGGUCUCUUAUAACAGGCUGCAGCGUGUAUGUGGACAGCGUGAUCUUCUUCAUCAUAUGUAGAGCUUUCCAAGGUAUCGGAUUUGCUCUCGUCAUGCCUUGUGCCUUGGGGAUUUUAGGUACAGUAUAUGACGGCCAUAGCCGAAAGAAUUUGGCCUUUGGGCUUAUGGGCGCCGGUGGCCCCACCGGCGCUACUAUUGGUGCGCUCAUGGCUGCAGUUGUCUCUCAAUUGGCAUGGUGGCCAUGGAGCUAUUGGUUACUUGCCAUUGUCGCCUUCGGCAUAUGCAUUUUACUGUACUUCUUUGUGCCGAAUGUGAAUGAAUUACAGCGCCGUGGAGGUCACACUAAACCUAGAUUCGACUGGAUCGGUCUGACACUUGGUGUCUCGGGGCUUAUUCUUUUCAACUUUGUUUGGAACCAAGGUCCCGUUGUGGGCUGGGGAACAGCAUACAUCAUUGUUUUGUUACCCAUAAGUGUGGCCUUCAUUAUAGCAUUCUUCAUUGCUGAGCUUAAGUUCGUCAAGUCCCCAUUGCUUCCAAAGACGAUCUUCAACCGGCGUAUCGGACUUGUACUUUUGUGUAUGGGUCUUGGGUGGGGGUCAUUCGGUGUGUGGCAGUUCUACUAUUGGAACUAUAUUCUUAACCUUCGGCAAUAUACCCCCAUUAAUGCUGGACUUCUGUAUCUUCCAUUCUUUGUGCUUGGUACAAUUGCCCUGCUUACUGUAUCUUACAUUAUUAAGUUGACCAAGCCGCUGUAUCUCAUCAUGUUUUCGAUGCUUGCAUUCAUGCUGGGAGGAAUAAUGUUGGUAUGUACCCCGGUUCAUCAAUCGUUCUGGCAGAUGACGUUUGGCAUGCAAUUCAUUCUCUGUUGGGCAAUGGACUUGUCAUUCCCUGCUGCCGCUAUCAUCUUGCUGAACUAUUUACCCUUACAUCACCAAGGUAUGGCUGGUUCACUUUUACUGACAGUGGUCAACUAUCUGGUGUCCUUAUUCUUGGCUAUGUCUCUGACAGUGGAGAUACAGACCAUGAAACACACGCACGAUGUUUUGAAAUCGUACAAGGGAGCACUUUAUUUCAGCAUUGGUGUUGCUGCGUUGGGCGUGAUGUUCGCUGCAGUAUUCAUCUUUGUCCAGCGACAUGACGAUGUCGGGGCAGAUUUUACCCCACAAGUUUCCAAUACAAGUGAUGAAAAGGAGAGCGUGAGCCAAGAAACAACUCGAAUGGUUGCAAAAGUGUAA
This is a messenger RNA of Diutina rugosa, 1521 nucleotides long. RefSeq lists its product as uncharacterized. Gene Ontology annotation, cellular component: membrane. The record is from RefSeq and is a predicted model, not a curated record. Lineage: Eukaryota; Fungi; Ascomycota; Pichiomycetes; Serinales; Debaryomycetaceae. Gene Ontology annotation, molecular function: transmembrane transporter activity. The transcript has a single exon. The coding region runs from base 1 to 1521 and encodes 506 amino acids. Gene Ontology annotation, biological process: transmembrane transport.